This is a messenger RNA of Rasamsonia emersonii CBS 393.64, 2544 nucleotides long. Its product is annotated as Lanosterol synthase. The transcript has 6 exons. The coding region runs from base 1 to 2544 and encodes 847 amino acids. Gene Ontology annotation, biological process: triterpenoid biosynthetic process; ergosterol biosynthetic process. Gene Ontology annotation, molecular function: lanosterol synthase activity. Lineage: Eukaryota; Fungi; Ascomycota; Eurotiomycetes; Eurotiales; Trichocomaceae. The record is from RefSeq and is a predicted model, not a curated record. Gene Ontology annotation, cellular component: lipid droplet.
AUGGAUGCCCGCGCAUUGGGUCCCGUUAGGUCACUCAGGAUAGAAGUUAUGAGAUCGCUGAUGAACCUGUGGACAUGUUCUUCUGCUGUCGCUGGACUGCCGCCAGCUGAUGGAGAGGACAUGACCGGUGUAGUAUAUGGAUAUGUGAAUAUAUUCAAUCAAUUCAAAGUGCUGGAAAUGGGAAUGAAUCCAGAAUUGCGAAAAUUGGAAAUCCAGUUAUGCUCCGCAGUUAUGCUCGUAAUGAAACUGGAUAAUUCUCCACAUACACAUGUGAUUACCCCUGAUGAGUCAGCAGGGAUCCUCGCACCGCGGAUUGCCAGCAUGGGAGCGACGUCGGAGAGCCAGAGCCACAUCGGUCCUUGGAAGACCUCCGCCGAGGGCCAUCUUUCCACCGACGCCAAUGGCGACCAAAAGACCGACUAUUCGAGAUGGAGGUUGCGCGACGAUGACGGCCGCCAGACAUGGCAUUACUUGGAAUCAGACGAAGAAAACGAAAAGUGGCCCCAGAGUGUCGCAGACAAAUAUUUUCUGGGACUGCCAACGGGAUUGCCUGAACUCCCACGCGCAAAAACGCCAUUGCAAGCUGCAGAAAAUGGACUCGAGUUUUUCUCCAAACUGCAAUUGCCUCCAGGGAACUGGGCAUGCGAAUAUGGUGGUCCGAUGUUUCUGCUGCCAGGAAUAGUCAUCACGUGGUAUGUCACCAAAACGCCCAUUCCUCCCGAAUAUGCCGUCGAGAUCAAGAGAUACCUCUUUGCUCGACAGCAUCCUGUGGAUGGAGGAUGGGGGCUGCACAUUGAGGGUCACAGCUCGGUCUUCGGCACAGCGAUGAAUUAUGUAGUGCUGCGCCUCCUGGGAGUAAGUGAAGAGGACCCUCGCCUAGUCAAGGCACGAGGUUUCUUGCACAAACUUGGAGGCGCCAUUAAAGGACCUCACUGGGCGAAAUUCUGGCUCAGCAUUCUCGGCGUGAUGGAAUGGGAUUGUGUCAACCCUGUUCCUCCCGAGCUCUGGUUGCUGCCUGACUGGGUCCCUUUUGCGCCGUGGCGGUGGUGGAUUCAUAUCCGUCAGGUCUUUCUUCCCAUGUCCUAUUUGUGGUCCAAGAGAUGGAGCUAUCCCCUGGACCCGCUGACGAAACAGCUUCGACAAGAGCUAUACACGCAGCCGUACGAGACUAUCAAUUUUGCUGCUCAUCGCAGCUCGAUUGCUGACACGGACAACUACUACCCGAAGACCUGGAUUCUGAACCUCCUUAACUGGUUUUUGGUCACCUUGUGGAUUCCAUUUUUUCGCUGGUCGUCGUUGGUCAAGCGCGCAGAGGGCUGGACUUGGGAACUGAUCCGUAUGGAAGAUGAAAACACGGAUUAUGCUGGACUGGCUCCUGUUAGCAACCCCAUGAACUUUGUGGCCUGUUAUGUCCACGACGGGGAAGGCAGCGAAUCUGUCCGCCGCCACCGGGAGACUCUGCAUGAGUACAUGUGGAUGAAAAACGAAGGAAUGCUUGCAAACGGCACCAAUGGCGUUCAGGUCUGGGAUACGGCCUUUGCUACGCAGGCUAUUGUUACUGCUGGCUUUGCUGACGAUCCCAAAUGGCGGCCAAUGCUCACCAAGGCCCUUGAGUUCUUAGAUAAUCAUCAACUCCGGGAGAACGUGCCGAACCAGGAGAAAUGUUAUCGUCAGCAUAGAAAGGGAGCAUGGCCCUUCAGCAACAAGACGCAAGGCUACACAGUCAGCGAUUGCACAGCUGAAGGCCUGAGGUCGACUUUGCAGCUUCAGGAACUGCACGGAUAUCCCAAACUCAUCUCAACAGAGAGGCUUAAAGACUCAGUUGACUGCCUGCUUCUGAUGCAAAAUCCAACUGGAGGUUUCAGCGAAUAUGAGAUCCGCCGAGGCUCACCCAAGCUGGAAUGGCUAAACGCGGCUGAAGUGUUUGGAGGGAUCAUGAUCAGUUACGACCAUGUUGAGUGUACAACGUCGUCUGUUACUGCCCUGUCAUUCUUCAGCAAGUUUUACCCGGACUAUCGAGCCGACGAGAUCAAGGCCGCCAAGGAGAAGGCAGUGCAGUAUAUCAAGCGUGUUCAAAGAAAGGACGGGAGCUGGUAUGGGAAUUGGGGUAUCUGCUUCACGUAUGCGGCUAUGUUUGCUCUUGAGAGUCUUGCCAGCAUCGGGGAGACCUACAGCAACAGCGAAUAUGCCCGUCGCGGCUGUGAAUUCCUUUUGUCCAAGCAGAAAGAAGAUGGCGGGUGGGGUGAAUCUUAUCUCAGCAGUGAGAGACAUGUGUACACCCAGCAUGAGAAGUCCCAGGUCGUGCAGACAGCCUGGGCCUGCCUGGCACUGAUGGAGGCCGAGUACCCGAACAAAGAACCGAUUCGCAAGGCCAUGAAGCUGAUCAUGUCUCGACAGCAGCCGAAUGGAGAAUGGCUGCAAGAGGCGAUUGAGGGUGUUUUCAACCAGUCAUGCAUGAUUUCAUACCCGAACUACAAGUUCUACUGGCCCAUCCGGGCUCUGGGUCUGUAUGCCAGGAAAUUUGGUAAUGAAGAGCUGCUCUGA